AUGACUCUGAUAUUUCGUAGAAUAUGGCCUCAACAUCUGAUGCUAUGUAGAAAAACGCCAUCUCUGGUAAUAUAUCCCGGCGCAGUUUUAUCUCCAUCUAUUAAUUCUGCUUCUUCAACACGAUUUUUGAAUUUAAAUUGCGGUGUUAGGACUUUCAUUUCUCAACAUAUUGCGAAGGUGAAAGUAAAACCAAGCGAAAAUCGAAAUGAACCUGAGAACAAAAUUGCGACUAUACCAAAUGCCUUAUGCUUAUUCAGAAUUGGAUUGACACCGGUAAUUGGAUAUUUAAUAAUAAAAGAAUCACACAUGAUUGCGCUGGCCUUAUUUGCUGUUAGUGCAAUAACAGACUGGUUGGAUGGAUAUAUUGCUCGAAGAAUUCGGAAUCAAAGGUCACUGAUUGGAAGUAUAAUUGAUCCUGUGGCUGAUAAAUUACUUCUCACAACUGUUUUUAUUACUCUCACUUAUGUCAAACUUAUACCCUUGGAGCUUACCGUUCUGGUUAUUCUACGAGAUGUUGGCCUUAUUAUCGGUGGAGCUGUGACUAGAUAUAAAACAAUGGAAAAGCCGAUAACAUUGGUCCGAUAUUUUAGUCCGUCUAUUUCACCACUUCAAGUCACACCAACAUUUGUCAGUAAAGUGAAUACGGCACUUCAGAUGUGUGUAAUCGUUGGAAGCCUGGCAAUUCCUCUGUCAGACUUAACGAGUCAUCCGUUUCUAACCUGCACCUACUUUGCUACUGCCGCAACAACGAUAUAUUCUGGAUUUCAAUACGCACGAUUGACCAGGAUGAAGCCGAUAAAGGAUAAUCGCUAA
Messenger RNA from Cercopithifilaria johnstoni, 813 nucleotides. Lineage: Eukaryota; Metazoa; Nematoda; Chromadorea; Rhabditida; Onchocercidae. The record is from the annotation of a GenBank genome assembly.